Callorhinchus milii (elephant shark) is the source of this 3383-nucleotide messenger RNA. RefSeq names its product TOG array regulator of axonemal microtubules 2 (gene togaram2). The transcript has 21 exons. Gene Ontology annotation, biological process: microtubule cytoskeleton organization. Gene Ontology annotation, cellular component: cilium; cytoplasmic microtubule. The record is from RefSeq and is a predicted model, not a curated record. The coding region runs from base 1 to 3216 and encodes 1071 amino acids. Lineage: Eukaryota; Metazoa; Chordata; Chondrichthyes; Chimaeriformes; Callorhinchidae. Gene Ontology annotation, molecular function: microtubule binding.
AUGGCCAUUGGGAUCAGGCUGAUAGCUUUGGUGGGAACGUGCACUCCGACAUGGUUGAACUCCGGGUGUGAGAGAGGCCGGGUUUGGAAGCCACCCCCGGAGGAGCGAUCCGGGAGCAAGCGAAUCGGAGAGUCUUCUGAUGUGUUUGGAGAGGAGACAACCUCAGAGCAGUGGCACAGUGAGGUCCAGAAUCAUCCAACCAUUGAGAACGGUGACAGCAGACGACAGGUCAUGGACCCCGGUGGGGAAAUCACAGGAGUUAACUACAGGGCUCCGGUAAGUGUAUACUGUGGACCUGAUCCAGGAUUCAAGCCUGUGCACAGCAAGAGUGUGGAUUCUAAUCUGCAUUUACAAGCCAACGGAUGGGCAUCGCGGGAUAAAGCAUUUCUUCACUCUAGUGUGAAUCCUCCGCUGAAGAAAACCUGCUUUGUGCGAAGUGGAGAGGGGACGGGAGGUUGGGUGUUGGAGAGGAGCGACCUCUAUCGUUUGUUGGACGGAGAUGGACCCAAGUCUCCCUCCCACACACGCGGCUACAGCCUGAGCCUGGACUGGAGCCAGGGAGAAGUGAAGGAGCCUUUUCUCGAGACCCUUCAACUCAAAAAUAAACUCAAGAGACAAAUGUCAGAAAACCUGCCACGGAGGGGGGAGACUGUUGUUCCACUGAAACCUGCUCUGGCUCGAUCCACCACACAGCGGCUGCUAAAUGCCCCCAGACCCGUCCCACCCAUCGAGCGGAGUGCCAGCCCACAAGGGAACAGAGGUGUCAGCAGUGAGGAGCAGUCCUCUGAGAGCAAAAACGAUGGAGCGCCUGAAGGCCCAGGAUUAUGGCUCCCAGGGGAGGGAGCUGAAGCAAAGCCCAUUGGAACUGCAACUAUCCCAGAGGAGGUAAGGAACUCGCUUCUGCACCUGCGCAGCAGUGCUGAGAGGAAGCGGAAGUUGCUGGGGGCCAGCUUAUCUCAGUCCACUUCCAAAUCUCCAAACUCAGCAUUGGACAGUAUCCAUUCAGUGCCUGCCAGAGAGCAACAGACGGUGACACAGAUGCUUCAGCUCGUACGGGCAUCUCGUGAGACGGGAGGGAACCCUCGUGCUGCCCACAAACACACUGAAGAGAGAGAGGCUCGGGUUACAGGAGGCUGUGUCCUGGAGGCCGCAGAGUUGCCAGUGGAGCGAGUCGAGGAGCAGAACUCGCCAGGCGCCAGCACACUGGUACCCUCAAGGUUCAGCGCAGUCUUGACCAGGGGAGCAAACGGACGCCGCUCAGUGGAGGACGAUGAGACGCAGAACGAGAAGAGGCAGCUAUGCCACGUGACCAUCUCAAAGUCAGCUCAGGAUAAAAUGCAUCAGAAGCGACGUGAAGAGAUGGAACAGCGACGGCUGCAAAUGGAAACCAGGAACGAGCUGACACAGCCCCCGAGAGAGAGAAUGCAGAAUACAGUCUCUCUGCCAGAUGAAGAGUUGUUGAGCACUCAGGAAACCCGCUCUCCCAACCUGGGCCGGAUCAGUAACGACACCUCGCUCCGUCAACGCAUCAACAGAACUUCUCUGCCCAACAUCCCCAACAUCAGCCAAAUGUACCAUGAGUCACGGCACUUUUCUGCUCAUUCCUUACCUGGAUUUCCCCUGAAUUCCAACGGAAGGGACAGGGACUCGGAUGAGGAGGAAUCCCUGGAGAUGAAGCCCUUCUCCCGCCAGGAACAGGGAUUGACGGAGGCGUUGAAACUCCUGGCUAACAGCGACUGGGAGAUGAAGCAGAAAGGGCUGCGCAGUGUUCGACGGCUGGCCCGGUUUCACUCCGAGACUCUCCAGGCGAGGCUUCACGACGUCUGCUUGGCGGUGACCAAGGAGGUCAGCAAUCUGCGUUCCAAGGUGGCUCGCUCGGCAAUCCUGUCUCUGAGUGGCCUCUUCUCGCACCUGAGGAGAAACCUGGACCAGGAGGUGGACGAAGUGACUCGAAUCCUGCUCCACAAGACGGGCGACUCCAACGAGUUCAUCCGGGAGGAGGCGGGCAAGGCCCUGGCCGUCAUGGCAGAGAGUGUGAGCCCCUGGCGGGCUCUGGCUGCUCUGGUGGCGGGAGGAGUGAAUCAUCGAAAUAGCAUUGUUCGGAAGUGCGCUGCCGAGAAUCUGCUCCGUGUUGUGCAGCACCUCGGGCCCGAGAGAGUGCUGUCGGGGCCGAAGGAGAGCACAGAGCAGAUAGUCCGGGCCGUGGGGAAGUUUUCCCAGGAUGGCAAUUCGGAAACCAGGUUUUACGGUCGGAAGAUGCUGAACGUUCUCAUGUCUCAUCCAGAAUUCGACCAAUGUUUGGGCCGCUUGCUUCUGUCCCACGAUCUGCAACACGUCAUCACAGCUGCUAAGCAGAGAAGCCUGGGAGAUGCUUCUUCGGAUCUCGUCCUUUCCAGGGAUUGGAGGUCCAGAGCCAACAGCUCCUCAAACUCUCAGGAAAACAUUUGCACUGUUGUGAGUGGGGAGUCGGACACGAUGGCACAGAAGCAGCCGAUGAUUCGCAGGCCGACUGUCCGCAUUAUGGAAUCAGUGGAGCAGGUGAAGGAGCUGAGCAAACUGCUGUGUGCCAAGGACUUUCAGGAGAGGAUGCGAGGCAUCAAUCUGCUGCUGCAACACUGCGAGGCCAACCCUGGCUUCGUAACCGCCAACCUUGUAAACAUUUUCGAUGCCUUCACCCCGCGGCUCCAGGACUCCAAUAAGAAGGUGAACCAGCUGGCACUGAGGUCCAUGGCUACCAUGGUCAUGGUGCUGAAGGACAACCUGCACCGGGUCCUUCAUUCCACCGUCACCAUCGUGGCCGACAACCUGAACUCCAAGAACGCAGCCAUUUACUCUGCGGCUGUCCAGGUGCUGGACGGGCUGAUCAGUAACGUAGAUAACCUGCUGCUCCUUCAACCCUUUGCGAGCAGAGUGCAGUUUGUUAGUGGCCAGGCCUUGCAGGAUGUCACGGAGAGACUGGCAGGCCUGGUCCCAGCGGUGUAUCAGCGUAAGCCUCAGGCUGUUGAACGUCACGUCCUACCCGCCCUCUGGUACCUGCUGAGCAACAUGAUGGGAAGUGGCGUCAUCAGAGGUGGGGGCGGCAAUGUCCGAGCGGUGACGGGCAAGCUCGCCAGCAACCUCCACCAGCAGAUGGGAGGUAGCCUCCUGGAGUACGCUGCCAGCCAGCCAGCUCACGUCACCAAAACACUGCUGGACCUUCUAGCCAAGGAGCUUUGAUCGAAGGCUGCAUCAUGUCAGCCACUGCGGAAAUCCAUGAACUCCCCAAAAAAUACACGUAUUGUUCGUAAAGUUCUUUUAAAUAUGUAACGCAACAGUUGAUGACUUAUUUCGUCUGCCAACUCACGUUUUAUGUUUAACAUAAAUAUACAUAUGUUGGGGGUGGA